Molecule: messenger RNA, 843 nt
Organism: Geodia barretti
Lineage: Eukaryota; Metazoa; Porifera; Demospongiae; Tetractinellida; Geodiidae
Source: the annotation of a GenBank genome assembly
AUGGCUAUCAAUGUUGUCGUACACGGCGUCAUGGGCAAGAUGGGACAGCAGGUGCUGGAAACAGUAACCAACACUCUGGGCAUGGAACCUGUCGGAGCAGCCGACAUCACAGCGACUCAGGGCACCAUAGCGCUGCCUGACGGACUUGGUGAUAUACCAAUUUCAGGCUCGCUUGAUGAAGUGCUGGAAGGCGCGGAUGUGGUCGUUGACUUCACGAGCGCAGAGGGCGCGGCAUCCGUGCUCCGAGCCGCAGCUCCUCGCGGAGUGAAUGUCGUCAUCGGUUCCACAGGCAUAACGGAAGCCAUAUACCAGGAGGCGGAGAGCCUUGCCAACGAGCACGAAAUCGGCGCUAUCAUCGCGCCCAAUUUCGCUAUGGGCGCUGUGCUGAUGAUUCACCUGGCAAAGCAGGCGUCACGCUUCUUCGACUACGCCGACCUGACCGAGAUGCACCACGAAGCCAAAAUAGACUCGCCUUCCGGCACUGCGCUUGCCAUCGCCAACGCUGCCCUGGAGGGAAAGCCGGGUGGAUUCAUCGCGCCUCAAUCGGAGAAAGAGCUGAUAGUCGGCGCGCGUGGCGCAACACACGAGGGCAUCAGCGUCCACAGCGCGCGAAUGCCGGGACGUGUGGCGCACCACGAGCUCGUAUUCGGCGCGUUAGGGCAGACAUUCACCAUCCGCCACGACUCAGUCAACCGCGAGAGCUUCAUGCCCGGCGUCGUCCUCGCCAUCAACGAAGUCGUCAACCGCAAGGGCCUGACGAUAGGCCUCGACAAGAUAAUGGCCUAUGAUUCUCACUGCGCACUAUCGGAAUAUCGGAUAUUAUUUCUAGAUUUGGCUCAGUGA